Austrofundulus limnaeus is the source of this 698-nucleotide messenger RNA. RefSeq names its product ly6/PLAUR domain-containing protein 1. Gene Ontology annotation, molecular function: acetylcholine receptor inhibitor activity. The record is from RefSeq and is a predicted model, not a curated record. Gene Ontology annotation, biological process: acetylcholine receptor signaling pathway. Lineage: Eukaryota; Metazoa; Chordata; Actinopteri; Cyprinodontiformes; Rivulidae.
GUGGGCUCCUUCCUCCUCCUUCUCCUCCUCCUCGGGUCUGGGUUCCAGCGUCCUCCCUCUGAGCGCCUUCCCCAGGAUUUCUGUCUGAUGUUUCUCCUCCCGGCGUCAUUUUGGAGAGAAUGCGUCUGCUMGUUCUGGCGACUUUAUUUGGACUCUUUCUGGACGCAGGGAUACAUUAUCGGAAGUCCUGCGCAACCUCCGGCGCCUGCCUCAUCUCCUCCUCCGGUUACCAGCAGUUCUGCACCGGCAAGCUGAACUCGGUGUGCAUCACCUGCUGCAACACGCCACUCUGCAACGGCCCCAAGAGGAAGCGUACCGUCCCGUCCACGGGGACGACGAAACGCUCUCUUCUGUUCCUGACGACGCUGGUGCUCCUCCCGCUCGUGUAGUUUUCAGCGUACGGUUAAUUCUGCUCUAAAAUUAUCGUUGCUUCAGAGGUUUCAGUGAAAGGUCCUUGGUUCUGUUUAAACCUGAGGGUCCUCAUUUUGUUACAGGUUCAUCCCAUGCAGCAGGUGUUUUGGACUCUGGUUUGUUUGUUUGUUUGGUUGGUUUUUUUCCGGUCACUGAGAAUCAGGGCUCUCAAGUUUUGAUCUGAGCUUGGAAUGAGAUUUCAAGCGGCCGCUGUUGCCAACUCCUCAGUAAUGCUGCGUUCACACCGAACGCGAUUUCAGCUUCAAAAUCGCAGCCAACGCUUCAAG